AUGUUAAAUCAAUUCCGUUCUAGAACAAAUUGUGAAACAGAAGCUAAGUUUAUACAAAGUCGCAUUCAGUCUGUAGAAAAGUAUCUGGCGGACUUCUGUAAUAUAUUUUCGUUAUAUUCCCGCAAAGCUGCUCGUUUACGAGACGAAAGGGAUGAAAUAGCCAAAAUUUCUUUAAAUAUAGCAGAAAAUGAAACCAUUAAUAAAUCUUUGUCAGUUGGCCUAGAAAAUUUCGCCGAUUGUAUGUCACAAAUAAGCGAUUACGAAGAUGUAAGAGUUCAAGGCAUCGAUAUUAAGGUGGUGAGCCAGUUUAUGAAGUACGAAAAUAUUUGCAAACAGGCGAAAGAUGAAGUUAAAGAUAUCUAUACAGCUAGAGAUAAGGAGGUAUCCAAGAAAAGGUAUUUGGACAGAAUAAGGGAAAGGAACCCAAGAAAUAGACAACAAAUUAUUCAAGCUGAAACUGAACUGGUAAAAGCCACUGCUGAAGUAUCAAAGUCCAUCCAGAUACUAGAAGAAAAGACAAAUACCUUUGAAAAGCAAAAACUGCACGAUAUUAAAGCUAUUCUCUUAGAUUUUAUGUUUACGGAAAUAGGGUACCAUGCUAAAUGUUUGGAGAUUUUGACGAAAGGAUAUAAUGAUGUUCAAGCUAUAAACGAAGAGACAGAUUUAGAGGAAUUUAAAAAGUCCCUACGAAUUCCGAAUCAAACCCAAGAAAAAACAUUUGCGAAAAGCUCAAUAUUUAGAUCAACGGGAUCGUUAGGUUCUUUAGGCGCUCUGUUUUCUUCGAAUCAGAAUAGAAAGGCGCCAGGUAUUCCGAAUGCUGGUGAUAAGAUGUACAAAAGUGAAGAAACGUUGGAUUCCAUUAAACAUAGUAUUUCAGACAGUGAGGAAGAAUCCGAUAGCAAAAGUGUCGACACUUUGAGUAGUUCUAGUGAGGAGAAGCAGUCCCCUACUGUUGUACGAGUUAGGAAAUAA
This is a messenger RNA of Diabrotica balteata, 972 nucleotides long. The record is from the annotation of a GenBank genome assembly. Lineage: Eukaryota; Metazoa; Arthropoda; Insecta; Coleoptera; Chrysomelidae.